Messenger RNA from Ruditapes philippinarum (Manila clam), 2208 nucleotides. RefSeq lists its product as uncharacterized. The record is from RefSeq and is a predicted model, not a curated record. The transcript is spliced from 3 exons. Lineage: Eukaryota; Metazoa; Mollusca; Bivalvia; Venerida; Veneridae. The annotation marks the transcript as partial.
AUGGGUAUAUUUUAUCUGAUUAAGGUACAAUUUAAUGGUGUGAAAGGUUUUAAAACAGACAAAUUACAGGGAUCAGAUUCUUUAGCGAGGUCAAGCAAUAUUUACCCUCCCGCUCCCCCUCAGCAGUAUAUGUCCGCUGCCCAACAACCAGACACCGCAUACCUACCUGCAAAUUUACCCCCUUUGAUACCUCAUCAUCCUCAUGAAAACUUUGAGUAUGCCACCUUCCUCAGUGGCAGCACAGUUGGUCGGUACUGCGUCACCACCAUCACCCUACAGAUUGCCUGUAACACCAAGAAAGAAAAAUCGAACACUUCAUCAGACAUGUCCAUGAAAAGUUCUGCUCAACAUGGUAUUAAAGUAAGAAAUUCUGUGACUGCAACGACAGCCGAUUCAACUAAGUCAGUAAUCUCACCGUCCUCUGGUCCAAAUUUUCCAAAGUUAUUAUCAGCUGAUAGAGGGAUUGAUAUCAAAAAUAGCGAAGAUGAAAACAGUAAAAGUGAUAUACAAAAUCUAGUAGAUUAUUAUGUUAAUAAACAUGUUGGUUUGAGUCAUCCAAAAGUUGUAGAUAACGGUCAAGUUAAACAAAUGGACAAAAGUGAAACGGAAGCAUCUUCUAAAGAUAAUCUCAACAACAACAAUAGUGCAGCUGAAAGUGAUACCAGUGAUCUUAAGAAAGUUCUCCAGUUUCCAUACAAACUUGAGGAAAAUUCAAAUGUCAGCAGUAAUGUGAUGAAGAAAAACAGUGAUGUGCUUAAUUGGUUGUCAAAAUCAGAAAGUGAACUUGGCGAAGGUUAUCCAAAUACUUUGGUAGAGGACCUCAGCAAUGAAAGUGUAUUGAAAGAGGUUAAUGGUGAUGUAACAUUGGCAACAGAAGAACAGGAGAGACGUCAUUGCCCCAAGCUUGAUGUCAGAAAGAAUUCUGUUGAUUCAUUAAAGUCGGAAGUAGCACUUGUCAAUGAAUAUGUGGCUACUAAUGAUAAUUACGCAGCGAAAAAGAUAAACAAUUUCUUUGAAGGAGGUUCUGAUGUUGUUAUAGAAGAGCAUGAAUUAUUAUUGCAAAAUAUGGCAGAUGAUUUUAGCGAAUACAGUCAAGAUAAUAUUCUGAUCGAGGACAAUGUAGGUAUCAGAUCAGAUAUUGUUCAUGAAGCUAAAGAAAACAUUCUACAUGUGAAGAAGGGAAAAGAUGAUUCGGAUGAUUUUGAGAAAUUCUUUUUUAAAGUGACUGCAUCAAGACAUGGGAUAUCCAUUUCAAGUCCUGAGAAAGAGCCUGAUGUAGGUAAUGGUGAGGUUCCAAAUAACUCUCAGUCUCUGAAAACUGUAAAUGAUAUAAGCAGUGUUGAGGGUUCACAGAGUGAUGUUGGGGAUGCAUUUAAGUUUAAGGCUUCUCAAAGUGGAAUCAUAGUGCAGGAUCCCAGAGAGAGGGCAGAAUUUUCCACUGACAGUGAUGCUGAGCUAGACCAGUCUUACAGAGAUAGGGCAAAUUUGCAAAGAAAAAGACAUAUGUCAACCCCAAUUCCAUCUAAUAUAAAACUUGAUCCAAAAAUACCAGAAUUUAAACCUAGGUCAAGGAAGAGAGCAGUAUCAUGUGGACUGAGAGCUGAGGCAAUAUCUGAAGUGGAUCAUAAGAAGGAAAUUGACUCGACUAUAAGAGCUGAUGCACCUGCCUUUGUACCAAUUUCGAAAACAACUGACCCAAAGAAAAAUAAUGACAUUAUUGCAUCACAACAAAAGGAACAGAAACAAGAAAAUACAGCUCAAAUUGACAAUACACCAUUGUCAAAAGAGUCAGCAUGUAACACAACCAUAGCAAUUCAAGCUCAACCUGAUACUUCUGAUGUUUAUGUAGAAACUGUUAAAAAAGUUACAAAAGAAUCAAGCACAGUUACAAGCACUUGUGACUGUAGAGAUGUUAGUGUUAACACUGUUACUGAUGCAGAAAUAGAUGGUGAAAAUGAGGUUGUUAAAAGAUCAUCAAGAAGAUUCUCCAGUAAAGCUACUAAUACAGAUAUGUCUAACAAGAGGACAAUUGGAACACAGCAUUCUUCAAUAGAGAAAGUAAAGCCUCAAAUGAAUGAUCAGGACACUAUGACAGAAUUAUUGCCAGAGUUAGGUGAAGGCUGUGGAGGACCUUGUUUAGAUGUUUUAGGAGCGGCACAGAUACUGCAGAAACAGGCUGUUCUGAUGAAAAGUAUUGGGCAGAUUCAG